Molecule: messenger RNA, 3450 nt
Organism: Xiphophorus hellerii (green swordtail)
Lineage: Eukaryota; Metazoa; Chordata; Actinopteri; Cyprinodontiformes; Poeciliidae
Gene: wdr33
Product: WD repeat domain 33
Exons: 21
Coding region: 245-3265 (1006 amino acids)
Biological process (GO): mRNA 3'-end processing
Cellular component (GO): mRNA cleavage and polyadenylation specificity factor complex
Molecular function (GO): protein binding
Source: RefSeq, a predicted model, not a curated record
GCGCAGGUUUCCCAGCAUGCCUUUCAUCGGGCCGAGAAGAAGAGGCGUCAUGAUGCAGUCCGCUGGCGGUUAACGUGAUAAAUCUGUUCAUAUUAGGUGAUCAAUCUGCUGGUUUUGGGGAAGGAUUCUGUGCACCAUCUGCCGGUGAAGGCUGAGCUCCUCAUGGUUCUCCAGAACCGGCCUCCAGGAGAACCCAGUCUGUUGAUGACAGCCAGCUAGCUGAUUGUUGGUUAAGCUGGUCACCAUGGCGACAGACGUGGGCUCGCCGCAGCGGUUCUUCCACAUGCCGCGUUUCCAGCACCAGGCGCCGCGACAGGUGUUCUACAAGCGGCCCGACUUCGCGCAGCAGCAGGCCAUGCAGCAGCUCACCUUCGACGGGAAGCGCAUGAGGAAGGCCGUCAACCGCAAGACCAUCGACUACAACCCGUCCGUCAUCAGAUACCUGGAGAACCGCCUGUGGCAGCGCGACCACCGGGACUUCAGGGCCAUCCAACCCGACGCCGGCUGCUACAACGACCUGGUUCCUCCUCUGGGAAUGCUCAACAACCCGAUGAAUGCUGUCACCACCAAGUUUGUCCGGACCUCUACCAACAAAGUCAAGUGUCCCGUCUUCGUCAUCAGGUGGACCCCUGAGGGCCGCCGGCUGGUGACCGGGGCCUCCAGUGGAGAGUUCACCCUGUGGAACGGACUCACCUUCAACUUUGAGACCAUCCUACAGGCCCAUGACAGCCCGGUGCGGGCCAUGACCUGGUCCCACAACGACAUGUGGAUGCUGACGGCGGACCACAGCGGCUACGUCAAGUACUGGCAGUCCAACAUGAACAACGUCAAGAUGUUCCAGGCUCACAAGGAGGCCAUUAGAGAAGCCAGCUUCUCUCCCACCGACAACAAGUUCGCCACCUGCUCCGAUGACGGCACCGUCCGGAUCUGGGACUUCCUGCGCUGCCACGAGGAGCGGAUCCUUCGAGGUCACGGCGCCGACGUGAAGUGCGUGGACUGGCACCCCACCAAGGGGCUGGUGGUGUCUGGCAGCAAGGACAGCCAGCAGCCCAUCAAGUUCUGGGACCCCAAGACGGGUCAGAGCCUGGCCACGCUCCACGCCCAUAAGAACACGGUGAUGGAGGUGAAGUGGAACCUGAACGGGAACUGGCUGCUGACGGCGUCCCGCGACCAUCUCUGCAAACUCUUCGACAUCCGGAACCUGAAGGAGGAGCUGCAGGUAUUCCGGGGCCACAAGAAGGAGGCCACAGCGGUCGCCUGGCACCCGGUCCAUGAGGGUUUGUUCGCCAGCGGAGGCUCCGACGGGUCACUGCUGUUCUGGCAUGCCGGGGUGGAGAAGGAGGUGGGCGGCAUGGAGAUGGCCCAUGAAGGGAUGAUCUGGAGUCUCGCCUGGCACCCUCUGGGUCACAUCCUGUGUUCUGGUUCCAACGACCACACCAGUAAGUUCUGGACCAGGAACCGACCCGGAGACAAGAUGAGAGACCGGUACAACCUGAACCUGCUUCCCGGGAUGUCGGAGGACGGCGUGGAGUACGAUGAUGUGGAACCCAACAGCCUGGCCACCAUUCCUGGGAUGGGCAUCCCGGAGCAGCUGAAGGCGGCCAUGGAGCAGGAGCAGAGCAGUAAAGAGGCGGCUGCCGAGGUGGAGAUGUCCAUCCCUGGACUGGACUGGGGCAUGGACGAGGUGAUGGGCCGGGACUCCAAGAAGGUUCCUCAGAAGAAGGUUCCGUACGCCAAACCGAUCCCGGCGCAGUUCCAGCAGGCUUGGGCGGAGAACAAAGUUCCCAUGAUGCCCCCGUCUGCAGAUCUGUCAAAGGACCGGAACCUGGAGCAGAAGGUGGAGGGGAAGAAGAAGACCCAGGCGGAGCUGGAGCAGGAGAUGGCGGCGCUGCAGUACACCAACCCCCACCUGCUGGAGCAAAUGAAGAUGAGCCAGAUGAACUCGGAUGGGAACAUGGGCCCCCCCCAGGGACCGGGCUCCAUGCCCCCCUUUCCGGGCCCCGGGGGGCCGGGCCCUCCUGGUCAGCAGGGCUACGCUCCAAACAUGCCUCACCAGCAGAUGGCGCCCCCAAUGGGCCCCGCAGGGAUGCAACAGCCCUUUAUGCAGCCUGGACAGAUGGGACCUCCUUCUGGACCCCCAUCUCAUCAGGGUCCCCCUCAAGGCAUGAUGGGCCCCUCAGACAUGCAAGAACCACAGAGACAUCCUGGCCCGCCGAGACACAUGGGCCCCCCAGGACCUCAUGGGAUGGGGCCCAGAGGCAUGCAGGGGCCCCCUGGUGGGAUGAUGGGGCAUCCUCCUCGAGGAAUUGGUUUAAGGGACCCUCAGGGGCCCCCGCCCCAAGGGAACAUGAUGGUUCCCCAGGGCCAAAUGCAGGGUGGAAUGAUGGGGCCCCCACCCAGGACACAUGGCAACAUGCCUAACAACUAUGGGAUGGGCAACAUACAGGGGUCCCAAGGAGGCAUGCAGGGGCCCCCGUACAUGCAGCACCAGGGCCAGAACUCGGGACCCAUGAUGCAUGGGAUGGGGCCCCCGGGGCCCAACAGCAAAGGAGACCAUAGAGGGCCGCCCCCGAACCACCACAUGGGUCCCACAGACCGGCAGGGGCCCGGAGGCCCGGGGGGCCCAGACCAAGGCUCUUACUGGGGAGACGGCCAGCAGGGCCGGAGGGGCCCCCAGGAUGGAGGACAGGACUUCCACAGCCGGGGGGAGGACAGCUGGAGGCCGGGGUACCAGGGGGGGGGCCACCGAGGGGGUGGGCACCGGGGGGGCGGGGCCUGGGGCUCCGACGACCGCUUCGGUGCGGGGGACUUCAGAGGACGGCGGGACGACAGGUUCCGAGGGGGCGGGGCGGGCCGAGGGGGGCGGGGCUACAGCGAGGACUAUGGCGGCCAGGAGGAGGGCUUUGACGGCGGCGAGGAGGUCGGCCGAGGCUGGGAGUCCGGGGGCCGAGGGAGGCCCCCCCGAGGAGCAGGCCAUGACGGGUUUCGGGACGACGGUUCGUCUCCGGGGGGGCGGGAGCGUCCCUCGUCCAUGCAGGGGAUGGACAUGGCGUCCCUGCCGCCCCGGAAGCGUCCCUGGCAGGACGGCCCCGGGACCGGGGACCACGAGGCUCCAGAAGGAGGCGGACGACCUCAGAGGGACGACGGCGGCUACGGCCCCCCGGGGCGGGGCGGGCGGGGCGGCUGGGGCCCAGGGGGGCCGGUGCUGAGGAGGGGGGGGCCGCCACCCAGAGGGGGGCCGAGGGCCGGCGGGCGGGGCCGGUAGGGCCGCUCACCGCCUCCAGACUGUUGGUCAUGUGACCUGCCUCUUCCGGGGGCGUGGCCACUGGGAGGGCGUGGCCACCUGUCUGAUGUAGAGACUCCAUUUUGUUUCUGCAGCGUUUUCUAACAGAUUUCUAUGUGUUUGUGUUUUCACCGAACUGGACAAUAAAGAUUCACAGUUGAACUGCU